Messenger RNA from Effrenium voratum, 432 nucleotides. Lineage: Eukaryota; Dinophyceae; Suessiales; Symbiodiniaceae. The record is from the annotation of a GenBank genome assembly.
AUGGCGAGGAAGAGUGCCGUAAGACAGCUGUCUGGGGAGGAAGACUCAUUCGUAGUGUCCACCCACACGACCAUCCGUGAAUUCAAGAGGCAGCUGCACGCGUGGCUUGCCUGCGAAGAUGAAUCCAAGCGCAACAUGAGCUCGGUUGAGGUGGUUGUUGGAGACAAACACCUAUUGAACAAAGAGGAGCUAGUGUCAGAGGCCAUUCCAGGUGCAGAAGUCCUAGCUUUCUUCAGCAUCCAGCCGGUAGUGUGCUCAAGCUUCCAAGCCUCCGGCUGCGAAGUGGAAGAUUUGUUGGUUGUGGAAAUUUCCGGAGACGUGAUUGCGAUUGAGGAUGAUGCCUUCAAAGGCUGCAGCUCAUUGGUAAGCGUGACCAUUUCCAACUCCGUCGCCUCUGUGCCUUUCAAGACUGCAGCUCAUUGGCAAGCGUGA